Messenger RNA from Vidua chalybeata, 4182 nucleotides. It is a transcript of the gene SYNJ2BP, whose product is annotated as synaptojanin 2 binding protein. Bases 3226 to 3666 code for a protein of 146 amino acids. Gene Ontology annotation, molecular function: protein binding. The transcript has 4 exons. NCBI's taxonomy places the organism in Eukaryota, Metazoa, Chordata, Aves, Passeriformes, Viduidae. The record is from RefSeq and is a predicted model, not a curated record.
AUUCACAGUUUUUCCCAGCUUUUUGCCUAGAGCAAAUGAGUCCUUAAAUAUUUAUCUAUCCUGUCUACAGAAAUGAGGUAACACAUUGUUUGUUUAGGCUGUGCUUAUUGUCAUGAUAGAACAUGGAUGGUUUUGGUUAGAUGAUGAAAACUUAAUCCUGCAUUUAUGUCAAAAGGCAAGGUAACUGCCCUUGACUAACACCACAUCUAUUCCUUAUAACCAGAGACCUCCUCUGGGGGUUGGGGGGAGUGGGAGGGGUGUCCUCUGAGAAAUAACAAUUGUAAUUCAGGUGUUUCAAACAAGGGAUAAAAGAUAGACAAGAGCGAUGUGAAUUAAUUGAAAGAUGGAGAUAAAAAGUAACAAAAGCACUACACCCAGCACCUUCCAACUACCUAUGCACAUCUAGCACCUACUAAGACUUUUUUUUAUUUUGCUUUUUAAAUACAAAAACAGUGGCAGAAGUUUCAGGUUGCCUCCUUGAUGGCCUGCCAUUGUUGAUCAAUAGUAUACUAUAAAUUGCCAAGUAUAGAUGUAUGCUGAGACAGAGAAACACCAGAGUCAGGGAGUUCUUGUUUACAGACCUGCACACUGAAGAGACAGAGGUGUAAUGAAAGCACAAUUUAGCCCAGAAAGCUUACUUGCAAACGCAGUUUUGGGAAAGAUAAAUUAAUAAAAUGCUGUAGUUUCUGUUUUUUUCCAUGCUUAAAGACUGUUUUGCAAAACCAGGACUUAAUUGGGAGGAGGCUUUGGAUAGGAGUAUUUCUGUAUACUUUUCUCCCAUUUCUUCUUGGGCCAUAUGAGUAAGACAAACAUGCAUCUCCACAAACCUAGUCUAUGUUUCAUAAAUGUGUCAGCUUCCUUUCUGAGAUUUCUCCUUGAAAAUAUUGUUGUUUCUGAUUUCAACACAGCAAUGAAAAACUUGAUGUUUCUGGUGGUUUGUUAGAAACGUCCCACUCCUCUGAAGGUGCUAUGAAGGUGCAGGUCUAAGUUCAGUCCUAAUGUUUUUGGUUUCCCUUUUUUUUCCCCUCCUGGUUCUAACUGCAUUUUGAAAUGCUUUAAAUGGAUGAGGGAACUUGGUUAAUAUGUAAGUCACUUACACAUGAAGAGGCAAUUUGCAAAUGUUGCUGCACCGUCUCCCAAGAGAUGUGAGUCACUGUACUACAUGAAAUGGUGCUGGAGGAAAUAAGAAGACACAAGCUGGACUAGUGGAACCCCAUUGCAGGAGGGGUUGGAACUAGAUGAUCUUAAAUGUCUCUUCCAAACCAAACCAUUCUCUGAUUCUGUGAAAUGGUCUGUGCCAGUGCAGCAAGGGUAUUAAGGCUUAGGUAGCUGUUAACAUGUGGCAGGCCAGUCGUGAUAGGUGACGCCUGGAGCUGCCUAGGAUUGAGUUACAAUACACCCAUGUUUCUUGUUUGAAAUCUCUUCCUGACUAAAGAAAACUUUUAAAAACACUUAACAUUUCAGUUCUCUCAGAUCAAGAUAAAAUUGGUUUUGUUCUAAGCCAAGGCUGUCAUCUCUAAAAUACAUUAAAUUGCUGCUGUAUCUUGAAGGAGUUUGCCAAGUACCUUACAGCUGCUUGCUCACUCUCCUCCCACCCCUCCCUGUGGGAAGGAGAUUCAGAAAGAAAAGGUAAACCUUGUGGGUUGAGAUAAAAACAGUUUAAUAAUUGAAACAACUAAAAUAUAUUAAUAUUAACAUCAACAUUGUUAUUAUUAUUAUUAUUAUUAUUAUUAUUAUUAUUAUUAUUAAUAAUAAUAAUAAUAGUAGUUGAGAGUAACAGAACCCAAGAGAAACAAGUGAUGCACAGUACAAUUGCUCACCACACGCUGCCUGAUACCCAGCCUGUCCCAGAAUGUGCUGGGCCCCCUUACAAAUAACUUCCCCAGCUUAUAUACUGGACAUUCUGUGGUAUGAAAUAUCCCUUUAUCCACCUGUCCUGGCCAUGCUCCCUCCCAGCUUUUGUGCACCUCCUCACUGGCAGAGUAUGAGACACUGAAAAGUCCUCAACUUAGGGUGAAUGCUACUUAGCAACAACAAAAAAGUCUAUCACACGAGUCAUGGUUUUGCUUAUCAUUGCAAGUGUAACUGGACCUUGAAUGCCUGUCUCCCACCUCUGAGGCAGGUGUUCCAACACUCAGUUUAGCGCUAAACAUUAAUAUUGUAGCAGUCAGAAAUCUGGUGCCCAGGUUGUCUCUCCCUAUUAAAUUCAGGAAUCCAGAAGUGCAGAUUAUCUUGGAACGAAUGCAGUCAAAAACAUCUGUUAUGUUUACUGCAAUACCAAACAAAUAAAAUGGUAGUGUAACAUUGAAGACCAGGUAGAUGUGGCUGUCCUCAUAGUGCCAAGCAGUCAGGUGGUUCAACUGACAUUGUUCCCUGUCAUCAUUGUCUGUAUUGACACACUGGUAGCAUGGGCUGAAAUAGAUAAUGAUAACAUUUUCCUUGCUAUUUCCCAAUAAUCUACUGGUUCAAUAAAACCUGAGGUACAAAGUCCCAGGUUCAAGUGGCUCCUCUGUUAUACAGUAAGUUGAACUUCUUUGCCCUUUAUUGCUAGGUAAUUAUCUGUUCUGUAGAGUUCUCAGGAAAUUUCUCAAAUCCUCAAACCAAACACCUUCUACUAGGAUCUAGUUAAGUAUUUCUUGCCCCAGCAGUAGCACGGUGCUUCUAUGCACCGUUUGUGUUUCUGAAUAUAGAUCACUUUAUUGCACCGCAGGGUAACUCGGUGUUGGCAUGGAUGCUCUCUGUCCUACUUGCCCAGCUUUGUAUUGGGCUUUUGUUCCUGCCCAGCACGAUCCGAUCUGUUUUUCAGUUUGCUGUGAGGACAGUUUAAUAUAUGACCAGAUAUAUGACCUGCUGGGAACAGGUCAUAUAUCUCUCCCUUCUUCUCUCCUACGCCUACCCCAGACAACUAUGGCCUAUUCCUUAACCUUCCUACGGAAACCAGCUCCAGCCUGGGGAGCAGGGCAGGGCCAGGUUCAGAUGCCGCGCAGGGGCCAGGGAAGGUGCGGGGGCAGGGAAGGUGCGGGGGCAGGAAGACGCUGUGCUGGGCUCCCCGGGCCCGCUGCUCUUCCGCCGCUGCGGUGAGCGCCGGUGGCUGCCCCGGGCGCCGGUGGGAGCAGCCCCGUCCCGCGGGGACUACAACUCCCAGCGCUCCGCGGCGCGGCCCGGCGGCGGCCGAGGAGGUGAGAGCGGCUGUCCCGGGAGCCGAGUUCUCCUUCAGGGCGCAGCAUGAACGGCAGCGUGGCGAGUGGCGGCUACUCCGAGGAGAUCAUCAGCCUUACCCGCAGACCCUCAGGGUUGGGCUUCAACAUUGUUGGUGGGACAGAUCAGCAGUAUAUUGCCAAUGACAACAGCAUCUAUGUCAGCUGGAUCAAAAAGGAUGGGGCAGCUUACCUUGAUGGCCGACUACAAGAAGGAGAUAAAAUUUUAGCGAUCAAUGGCAAAGACUUGAAGGAUUUGCGGCACAAGGAUGCUGUGGAACUGUUCAGGAAUGCAGGCUAUGACGUGUCUCUGAAAAUUCAGCGCAGGUUGCAGCCACAGAAUGGCCCUGUGGGUCAUGGAAGAGAUGGAGAAUCAGGUGGGCUUCCUCUGGCAGCCAUUCUUGUGCCAGGCCUGGCGCUUGCUGCGACAGCAGUCUGGAUCUUGCUGAGGUAUCGACAGCGGAUGUGAAGAGUUCACGUCUGGGAUAUCACUGCGUAUUUUACACAGCUAUGAUGCAAUUUAAAGAUAGAGAAUCAACAAUCUUGUCACAGACUGAUGCCAAAAAGGAUCAUUGCCUAUCAUCAAAGUUGCUGCUGAUGUUCGUAUAUAUUGAUUUUGUUGUAGGGUGAAUAGAAGCAGAGAGAAAAAAGGGAAGGGAGAGGAUUGUGUUUAUGUAAAGAGUGGGAUAGCUGUAUUUUUGGACAAAUCUGAGGAGGUUUUGCCAUCCUCCUCUAUUUUGCACCAUGAACUUUGAAACACACUCAUCUAUUCCACAUUUUAAGGUUUAACUUUUGGUUAAAGGGAGUGGGAGUUGGGGUGGUUUUAAAUCAAAAACAUUUUCUAGAGGCUUUGCCUUUUUUCUUGAAUCUAAUGAAUUCUGUCUGAACCAUGAAUAAAGAGGAGCAAUGCAAAGGGUAUAUUAUUUUUCCCAUUGAAGUUUUGUUGGUUGUUGCUAAAUAAAUGCCUUAAAUGUGUAAAAUCUGA